UCUCUCUCACGUCCAACCCAUCCUCUUCAAAUAGUAUUUCAAUUCCAAGAAUUCAUCAUCGAUUCCCUCUCUUCCUAAUUUGUUUGCUUCCAAUCCAAUUCUUCGCUACUCUCAAUUCAUUUUGACCCCAAGCAUCAUCGAUCGUGAGAAGAAAACUAAGUACUCCUCCAAUUAUGAUAGUUAGCUGGGGAUCCGAGGAGUUAAAUCCAAGGCAGAUAGAAGACUGAAUUGCAGCUUCAAAAAAAUAAAAAAACUCAUCAUCAGGAAGCUAUAGACAUGGCCAAAGGAUCUUAUUCAAUAUCUUCAAAGGCAAGAUCCAUGAAAUUUAUAUUCCUCUUCAUGUUCAUGCUCAACUUCAUCUUAUCCGAUGGAGAUCAACAUGAGGUUCAGCUUCUCUUGUCCUUCAAAGCUUCUCUCCACGACCCACUUCAUUUUCUCUCCAACUGGGUCAGUUUCACUUCCUCUGCCACUAUCUGCAAGUGGCACGGCAUCAACUGCGACAACAACGCUAACUCUUCCCACGUUAACGCUGUGGUGCUCUCAGGAAAAAACAUAACCGGUGAGGUAUCCUCUUCCAUUUUUCAGCUUCCCUACCUCACAAACCUCGACCUUUCCAAUAACCAGCUUGUUGGGGAAAUCACUUUUACCCACUCUCACAAUUCUCUGUCUCAAAUCCGUUACCUUAACCUCAGCAACAACAACCUCACGGGCUCUCUGCCUCAACCCUUGUUUUCAGUGCUUUUCUCAAACCUCGAAACACUUGAUCUCUCGAACAACAUGUUUUCGGGGAACAUACCCGACCAAAUUGGAUUGCUUUCAAGCCUGAGGUAUCUUGAUCUCGGAGGAAACGUUCUGGUUGGAAAGAUUCCAAAUUCCAUCACCAACAUGACCGCUUUGGAAUACCUUACUUUGGCUUCAAACCAGUUAGUGGAUAAGAUACCAGAAGAAAUCGGAGCAAUGAAGAGCUUGAAGUGGAUUUACUUAGGCUACAACAACCUCUCAGGUGAGAUUCCAAGUAGCAUUGGAGAGUUACUCUCUUUGAAUCACCUCGAUCUUGUUUACAACAACCUCACUGGACUUAUUCCUCACUCUCUCGGACACCUCACCGAGCUUCAGUAUCUCUUUCUCUACCAAAACAAACUAAGUGGUCCAAUUCCAGGAUCUAUCUUCGAGCUCAAAAAGAUGAUUUCUCUCGAUCUAAGUGAUAACUCUCUUUCGGGUGAGAUUUCCGAGCGUGUGGUUAAGCUCCAGAGCCUGGAGAUUCUCCACCUUUUCUCAAACAAGUUCACUGGGAAGAUUCCAAAGGGUGUUGCAUCUUUGCCUAGGCUUCAGGUUCUUCAGCUAUGGUCAAACGGAUUAACAGGUGAGAUUCCUGAGGAGCUAGGGAAGCAUAGUAACCUCACUGUGUUGGACCUCUCCACCAACAACCUCUCAGGGAAGAUUCCAGAUAGCAUAUGUUAUUCUGGUAGUCUUUUCAAGCUUAUCCUCUUCUCCAACUCCUUCGAAGGAGAGAUUCCAAAGAGCUUAACCUCUUGCAGAAGCCUUCGCCGUGUUAGACUCCAAACCAACAAAUUCUCCGGGAAUUUACCAUCGGAGUUAUCCACGCUGCCUCGGGUAUACUUCUUGGAUAUCUCUGGUAACCAACUUUCUGGAAGAAUCGAUGACAGAAAAUGGGAUAUGCCGUCACUUCAAAUGCUGAGUUUAGCAAACAACAACUUCUCAGGAGAAAUCCCAAACUCUUUUGGUACUCAAAAUCUUGAGGACUUGGACUUGUCAUAUAACCAUUUCUCAGGUUCUAUUCCACUUGGUUUCAGAAGUUUGCCAGAGCUUGUGGAAUUGAUGCUCAGCAAUAACAAACUCUUCGGUAACAUCCCUGAAGAAAUUUGCUCGUGCAAGAAGCUUGUGUCCUUAGACUUGAGUCAGAACCAGCUCAGUGGUGAGAUUCCGGUGAAGCUCUCAGAGAUGCCGGUUCUCGGCCUCCUCGACCUGUCGCAAAACCAAUUCUCCGGCCAGAUUCCGCAGAAUCUGGGAAGCGUGGAGUCUCUCGUUCAAGUGAACAUAUCACACAACCAUUUUCAUGGAAGCUUACCUUCCACCGGCGCUUUUCUUGCCAUCAACGCGAGUGCAGUCAUUGGCAAUAACCUUUGUGACCGCGACGGUGACGCUUCAAGCGGUUUGCCACCGUGCAAAAACAACAAUCAGAACCCAACUUGGCUCUUCAUCAUGCUGUGUUUUCUACUAGCGUUGGUUGCGUUCGCAGCAGCUUCUUUUCUCGUCUUAUACGUUCGCAAGAGGAAGAACUUCUCGGAGGUGCGAAGAGUGGAAAACGAAGACGGAACGUGGGAAGUGAAAUUUUUUUAUUCCAAAGCCGCAAGGUUGAUCAAUGUAGACGAUGUUUUGAAAACGGUUAAAGAAGGAAAAGUUGUGUCGAAAGGAACAAACUGGGUUUGGUACGAAGGGAAGUGCAUGGAAAACGACAUGCAGUUCGUGGUGAAGGAAAUCAGCGACUUGAAUUCACUUCCAUUGAGUAUGUGGGAAGAGACAGUAAAAAUUAGAAAGGUUCGUCACCCGAAUAUCAUUAACCUUAUUGCGACGUGUAGGUGUGGGAAGAGAGGGUACUUGGUGUACGAGCACGAGGAGGGGGAGAAGUUAAGCGAAAUUGUCAACAGUUUAAGUUGGCAACGGCGUUGCAAAAUCGCCGUUGGCGUGGCAAAAGCACUUAAGUUCUUGCAUUCUCAAGCUUCAUCCAUGCUUUUGGUUGGAGAGGUGUCACCGGAGAUAGUUUGGGUCGACGCUAAGGGCGUCCCUCGCCUUAAGGUCACCCCUCCCCUAAUGCCGUGUUUGGAUGUCAAGGGUUUCGUUUCUUCGCCCUACGUUGCUCAAGAGGUAAUAGAGAGGAAAAAUGUGACGGAGAAGAGUGAGAUAUAUGGGUUCGGAGUGAUGCUGGUUGAAUUAUUGACGGGAAGGAGCGCCAUGGACAUAGAAGCUGGCAAUGGCAUGCAUAAAACCAUUGUGGAGUGGGCCCGCUAUUGCUACUCUGACUGUCAUCUUGACACGUGGAUAGAUCCUGUGAUGAAGGGUGGAGAUGCAUUGAGAUAUCAGAACGACAUUGUUGAGAUGAUGAAUCUUGCACUGCAUUGUACCGCUACUGAUCCCACCGCAAGGCCAUGCGCAAGAGACGUACUCAAAGCCCUAGAGACUGUUCACAGAACCACUUUUUGUUGAGUUUCACCACUCAAAAACCUCAACUCUCUCUGAUUUUCCAUAUUAUCUGCUGAGCAUUCUCUGAAGUCUGACCUAUGGUUAUAGAUUUUGUUUUUUCUUGUUUUCUUUUUCUUUUCUUUUCUUUUUUUAAUUUGAGUUGUCACUUUUUGUUUAAUCCUUAUAUAAUUUGUUUAAGGUUUUUAGUUUAGCAUAAGUAAGUUGUUGAUGAAGGGAUUGCUAGGGAUAUGUUUGCUUGAUAUUUUACAUAAGGGUAUGUUGACAUCAUACUGCUGAUGAGUGUAAAGUAAAUGUAAAUAAGUUGAAUGUGAUUAAUAAAUUAAUUAUAUGAAAGCAAAGCAACAUCUAUGUAAUA
This is a messenger RNA of Glycine soja, 3577 nucleotides long. RefSeq names its product probably inactive leucine-rich repeat receptor-like protein kinase At2g25790. The coding region runs from base 277 to 3225 and encodes 982 amino acids. NCBI's taxonomy places the organism in Eukaryota, Viridiplantae, Streptophyta, Magnoliopsida, Fabales, Fabaceae. Gene Ontology annotation, biological process: protein phosphorylation. The record is from RefSeq and is a predicted model, not a curated record. The transcript is spliced from 3 exons. Gene Ontology annotation, molecular function: protein binding; ATP binding; protein kinase activity.